This is a messenger RNA of Vitrella brassicaformis, 2424 nucleotides long. NCBI's taxonomy places the organism in Eukaryota, Vitrellaceae. The record is from the annotation of a GenBank genome assembly.
GUCGUGAGAAAGCGUGCGUGUGUUGAGUUGAUGUGCAGCAGCUGAUGGGAGUGUCGAAGAGUCGCCUGUAUGUGCCGCAGCUGCCGCUGGAUCGUGACUUCUUGUCGUCGUCCUGAUGUCUACGCCCAUAGCCCUGUGGAAGCAGCUCGAGCAGCAGCUGAGAUGUAAGCACACUUCCCGUGUGAGAUGAGAUCAGAUGUCAGGCAAAGACGCCCUGUCCGUGACGCCGCUUUGUGUGUAUGUGUUGUGUUUGCUGCCUUGGUCUUCAGGUCAGAUAUGCCAGCAGUACAUGGAGGCGCCCGUGUCGCUCAAGGUGGCGAGGAUACACAGUACACACACGCACACAGACUCAUCUACACCAUUCACUUCUUGGAUCUCUCUGUGUGGCAUGCCCUGCCCUGCAUCCAUUCAUUUCUCGGUCAUCCCUCUCAGUGCGGCCACGUCUUCUGCAGUCUGUGCAUUCGACGCACCAUCGUCAACGGCAGCGCCAAGUGCCCAUUCUGCCAACAGCCUGCCAAAACGGUGGGUGCGCACACACCGCCAAAUCGCCAACACACACCACACCCUCAUAGUAUCGGUCAUUCCCUGUCUGAGCCUCUGUGUGUCUGUGUGCAGAGUGAUCUGCGCCCCUCCCCCUCGCAGCACUCUCUGAUAGAGCUGAUAAGGAAUGCGGCGGACGGCAAGUUCCGCAAGCUCGUCCGCAGCAAACUCAAGGCGUCCUCGAGGGCAGAGAUGGACCAGCAGAAGGUGCGUGUGUUGGUGCGACGCUGUUCGAUGUCUUCGUUUCCCAUCUCUCCCUGUGUGUGUGUGCGUGCAGACGCCCAAGUACCGCAAUAACGUUGUGCCGAGGAAGCGCUCGGGAACCAUUACCGGGAUGCUGGGCCUGGGGCAGCCGACAUCAGCAGCAGCGAGCUCCGGCGACAGAGGGGGGGAGAUAGUACGCAAGCACGGGCGGGCACCACCAGUGUCGCUCUCCGACCCCCACACACAUAUUCCAUGAUGUUUGUGUGUUGUGUUUGUUUGAUGUGUGCAGACUUCGCAUAAGACCGGGGUGACCUAUGGGGGCAAGAACAAUACCGCCAUCGUUGAUAUGCUGCGGGUUAACAGACACACAGGCAGACGACAAACAGGCGCACCACAUGCACACAUCCGCUCACCUUUGUUGUGUGUGCGUGUGUGUGUGCAUAGCAAGAGGGUCUGCCUGUGGAGAAGGGCAAGGCGGCGGACGUCAGGGACAUCCACGUAGCCAGACACGAGGUGAGUCCACUUUUUUUGUUUUGGGUGGGGUGGUCUCCCUUAGACAGACAUACACACACGGCCAUCCCACCGAUGUGAUGGUUGGAUGGAUUUGUGUGUGCAGGAGUUUUGUCUGCGUUGGGACGCCACGGUUGACGCCAUCAAGUGCGGCGGGCAGGUCAAGAAGGUCGGUGGGGUGGAGAUCAGCAGGCCACUCGCCGCUUAUACACUCUCUAUAUAUCUGUGUGGCUGUGCUGUGUGGAUGCCUGCAGACUAAGGCAGACUUAGUCAAGGAGGUGAUGGACUGGGAGAGGCGGCACAAGCAGGCCUCCUCCUCACCCACGGCAGGAGCGGCAGCCGCAGCGGCGGCAUCGUCCGACCUGCCCCCCGAGCUGCAGCAGCAGGCCCGCAUGACGCCCCAGGAGCUGAUGGCACAGCUGCGGAAGCGCAUGGGGCGCCAGAAACAAGAGGGACAGCCAGAGCCAGAGGCAGACAAGGAGAUGCCCCCUCCCCCCGUCGGACCACCACCAGCCCCCCCACCCCCACCCCACCCCCAACCAAAGAAGCGCUCACACAACGAGAUGGUCCUAGAGGAUGACUCCACUGGUCUGCCUGGAGCUUCACAACCAGCAGCUGCAGCUGCAGCGGCAGCAGCUCCCGCCGCGGCCGGAGGCGCGUCUUCCUCAGGCUUUGCCCAGGAUUUCGGUGCGUUGCUCGGCGACAGCCAUAGACACCCACAGCACCCACAGCAGCCCCCAGAGAAGCGACCAAGGACGGGGGGGAUAGAUCUGUCUAAGGUGGUGGACCUGACAGGUGAUGAUGAGAUCAAGAUCAACGCGAUGAGUAGGAGGGGCCGCGUAGUCGCCCCGUGGCACGCCAUCAUGGGGGGUGGCGGGAGGGGACACAAGAAGGGAAGGGGGCGGUAGGUAGACAGACAGGUGGAGAGAUGGGUAGCAUGGCAGUGUACAUCGCUGGCUGGGUGCUGGUGAGAGAUGGAUGGACGGAUGGAUGGAUGGCUCCAUGGUGGUCCAUUUUCUGCGGGUGUGGUGCAUGGCGUGCAGUCAGUGUGUACAGACAGACGAUGACUGAGAUUUGAUGCAUGCCAUGCAUGGCCAGCCUGCCGCCGCUGACGGACGGGACGGAUGAUUGCACACAAAGAGUGAACGUAUGUAUGAUAGCUAACCAUAC